AUGCGGGACAGAACGGGUCUAGUCCUCUGUGCCCUUGCCCUACUGACGGGCUUCCUGAUGGUCUGCCUGGGAGCCUUCUUCAUUUCCUCAGGGUCCAUAUUCAAUUGUCGAGGGAAUCUGAUCCUGGCCUAUAUGCUUCUGCCACUGGGGUUUGUGAUCCUUCUGAGUGGAAUUUUCUGGAGCACCUACCGCCAGGCAAGGGAAAGCAAAGGGGUGUUCACCCACGUGCUCAGACAACACCUUAACCACAGGGCACUGCAUCUGGCCACCGUCAACAGGCCAGAUUUCUACCCUCCUGCGUACGAAGAGAGUCUUGACGCCGAGAAGCAGCCACGUCCAGCAGAGGGCAAGGCCUCGGAUGUUCCUCCACCUGUGUACAUGGAGGUGGGCCUUGAAAUCGAGGAUGCACCUGACGUCCACCCAGAGGCCCCACCUUCCUACGAGGAGUCUGUGGCCGGUGGGGCGGUGACAGCCACGCCAUUUGCAGGGUGCUGAGUGAGGAUGCUGAAGCAGGUGACACUCUCUAGUGCUUGGGAUGCAUCCUUGUGGGAUACAGCUGCUGGUAAAAACACAGGCACCAGACUAAGGGAGGAAAGGGUCACCAGUGAUGCCCAGAAGGCUCACCGAGGAGAUGCAGGAAACGACAGCAUUACGUUUCCAGAGACGUGCUGUGGUCUGCAAGGGCAGUAUGGUGUCCCGGAAGGGUGCAGUGGACAGCAAGCAACGUUUCAAAGGAUUCACACUAAUCCCAGUCCAGGUGGGCUUUUGGACUGUUUUUGGAGCUGGGCUCCAAGAGGCUUUUUAGCUCUCACUCAACCCCCUCCAGCACGUUAGCCCCCAACAAGGAGAACAUGAGCUACUCAUAGACAGCCACGAGGCUUCAGGUACCACAUCACCCAACAAUUGCAAGAGGAAAGUGUGCUAGACGAAGGGUCUUUUAUUUUUUUUUUAUUUUUUUUUAAUGUUUUAUUUAUUUCUAGGAGAGAGAGA
This is a messenger RNA of Hyaena hyaena (striped hyena), 990 nucleotides long. RefSeq names its product transmembrane protein 252 (gene TMEM252). The transcript has 2 exons. The record is from RefSeq and is a predicted model, not a curated record. Lineage: Eukaryota; Metazoa; Chordata; Mammalia; Carnivora; Hyaenidae. The coding region runs from base 1 to 495 and encodes 164 amino acids.